AUGGGUCCUCCAAAUCGAAACACAUAUCUUGAAUACAAGCGAAACACCGCUAGGCUUAUCUGCUGGGUCGUCACGACAGCAACUAAUGUUUCAAAGAAUCUCGGACUAGAUUCAUCCUCAGUAGUUGUAGAUCCUACUCUUCCACCUACUCCUCCAGUUUCUCCAGUAGCUACAAAAAGAGUCAAUGGAAAUAAUGGAAAGGGCAAACACAGAAGAAAAUCUCAGCCUCAGUCUCCUUCCCCCACGGUCACCGAUGACCUCACUUCUAGUGCGAGUCCAGAAAUCACUGCGAACAAGCUUGUAUCUCUAUCGAAAUUUAUUUCUUCCUCGUCUAUGAAAGCUGUGCCAUCGACAGUUUACAGCCUUUUUGAAUCUGUCAUUCGGUCUAGAACCGACGCAUAUAAUUUCUGGCUUGAUAUAGACUUUGCAAAUCCGUCUAAAGAAACCCAGAACUCUAACAAGGGCCAUAAAGCAUUUAUCGAUGCGCUCCAGGCGGCAUUCGAAACCCUCGGCGGGCUAGAAUGGAAGCUCAAAUGCAACGCCGAGCGGGAGCAGAAGCUCAAGGAAACCGCAACUAACAAGAUAGGCCCCGUACCGAAAUCAAAGGAGCUCGAGCUGGAUAACAUGUUCGGCGGCCUCGAGAUCGACGACAUAACUUCUGGCGGCGAAAACGAGGAUCCCGGGGGGAACCAGAAUGAGUGGCUUAAGAACAUUGUCCCGAAGCAGAACAAUGGUCAGAAGAAAGGCGCAUCAAAGGCUCGGAAGUCUUCUGCACAGAAGGCUGCGGAUUCGCAGGCUCGGAGGUUGGAGAAUUACAAGAUUAAGAGUGAUUCUGAGGCUUUGUUCGCUGCGUUUUGUUUUAUGAAGGACCUUUUUGAUCUUCGGAGCUACAUUGCCGGUGUAUGGCAGGAAGUUGCCAAUGAUACAUUGAACACUGCCGUUGCAGGUGCUCUCAGCAACCUGGCAGCAGGGAUGGUCAAACAGCUGCAGUUUGAUAUCGCUGCAGACUUCCCACAGUGUAAAAAUUUCCAGUCCAUCAUUGAUUUACUCAUUCCUGGGAAUGCAGAGUAUAAGUCUCUGACCGGCAAGACUGCGGCCGGCUGUUCAGAGGAAACACGGGCAAAUGGUGAUAAAACGAACAAGGCUGGUGGUGGGACUGCAAAGCAUAUGCCGGCCUUCAACGGCCUUGAUAUCACUGAAGGUUGCCUGAUAAAUGCGUAUCGAGAUCUUGUCACGUUCAUCAUCGACUAUCGUAAAGGUCGCAAUUGCAAACCAACACCACCUAUUGCUGCUCUCAAGUGGGACCCCAACUUAGAUCUUCAUCAAUGCACUGAUGAUGAACGAAGAAAAUGGAGAUCCGAUUUCGCUAUCAUGUGGCUCUACGACAUGGUGAACCAGUUUGCAUCUUCGCGGUUGACAGCAGAUAAACAAGUGCAACCACUUGAAACAGUGGAUUGGAAAUCUGCAAAGUUUGGCCGGCGAGUUUUGUUUGGUCCCAGCGAAUUCUCAGGAGAGGUGACGCAGUUAGCAAUGUCACUUAAACAUAGCCCUCUCAUCGAGGAGAUCCAGCCACAUAUGGUCUUCCAAGUUCAGGUAAUGAUGGACUCCAUGACGACUUUCAAACAGUGGCACUUCCACCUCCCCUCUUCGAUCGCAUCACAGCGUACCAUUUUUGGCCCUGAUGUUCCAUUCGAGCUAGGUCGGCACAUGGAGGAUAUGGAGGCUUUUAAAGAGGACUUCAUCCCCGGAUCUGAGUUGCUCAUGAAAGAAUUCAAGAAAACCGACCCAGAACGUUGGGAAUUCCCGAUUAGGAAUGUGCCUCCAUUGGUUUCUGAGAUUGGGAUUGUCCUUGGCGAUUCUCUUCUCUCUCGAUUGACCCACCGUGCAUUUCAAUCCCGGUUCCUUGACACAAAUAGGAAUGGGUUAUGGGUGUAUUGUCCAUGGAUUUGUGGGGUAGGUCUUGCGCAGGCACUCAAUGUUGUUUUUGAUUGGGGUAGAAUCCUAUGGGAUAAUUCAGGUAUCUCAUUAGCAAUGUUCCACUUCUAUAACAUCCUCCUAGCAAAUAAACACCUCAAAGAACCUAUGCCUUUAUUCGAGGGUCUUCUUGAGAUCUUCAGUAAUCAGGUCUUUCGCGGCGGUCGUCGCCCUCGUAACAACUUCUUUAAGUACUGGAACGCCGCCUCUGGCGUGAAAGCCCAAUACUUCGCUCCUCCAUCGACAAAGCGUCUCCGUAAGGGCGGGGGCGUGGUCAAUGAUGGUGUUGAAACCAGCAUGUGGCGCCGCCAUGUCCGUACUUUUGACGAAUUAUCUAAGCUCGCUUUACUCGGGGAUGCAGACUGGAUACCCGAUAAAGUAGACCGUACAAAAUUCCCAGCCCUCAUUGCCCAGCAACAGUUGGUGUCAGGAUAUAAGGGAAAACGGCACCUUCGCGAAACAAACACUUCGUUUCUCUCUGCAAUUAAGAAAGACCUCGAGUCUGAUCUCACUGGUCCUGUUCCCUUUAGUGGCCUCAACUUUCUCCUCAUAUUGUGGUUUUUCAACGGGUUAUUCCGAAAGGUAUACGAAGGAACCUUGGAACAUCCCAUCUCACAAGCACAUCCACUAGAUGCACACGGUAAAUGGCAGGAUACGGUAUUGUACCUUGCAUUAUUUCCAGUAUUAGCGGAGGACCAACUUGGAAGUCGCCUAGAUAAUGAUCUUCUAAAAUGUAUGGCCGAGAUUUUCGAGGAUGAGAUGGACGGAUUUGAGCUGAGCGAUUUUGUCUACUUCGAUGAGAGAAGAUCUAGGGUGAAAGAGAGAUCAGAAGAAGACGAUGAGCCAGGGUGGAGGGAUUUUGAGAAGUUUAUCGUUAGGGGCGGAUUCUUCAAGGAUGAAGAUGAUCAGAGUGACGGUGAAUAUUAA
Molecule: messenger RNA, 2901 nt
Organism: Morchella importuna
Lineage: Eukaryota; Fungi; Ascomycota; Pezizomycetes; Pezizales; Morchellaceae
Exons: 2
Coding region: 1-2901 (966 amino acids)
Source: RefSeq, a predicted model, not a curated record